UUAGUGGACACAGACAGAGAGACACAGAGAGACAGAGAGAGAGAGAUGGGAAGUGAGGGAUAUGUUCCAUUGUUUGAGACUACAAGGGCCAGAGGGACGGUGGCGUACAGGGUGUUUGCAAGCACCAUCUUCCUGGGGAUAUGCAUGAUAUGGGCUUAUAGAUUGAGUCAUGUGCCGAGUGAACCCGAGCACGGUCCGAUCUGGGUCUGGUCUGGCCUGCUCGCGGCCGAGCUGUGGUUCGGCCUCUACUGGGUUCUCACGCAAGCUUGCCGCUGGAGCCUCGUCUAUCGCCGCACCUUCAAGGAUCGGCUCUCUCACAGGUAUGAAAAAGAUCUACCUGGGGUGGACAUAUUUGUGUGCACGGCAGAUCCCGCUAUCGAGCCACCAAUGAUGGUGAUCAAUACUGUCCUGUCGAUGAUGGCUUACGAUUACCCGCCGGAGAAAAUAAGUGUCUAUCUCUCGGAUGACGCCGGUUCGAACAUCACGUACUACGCUUUGCUAGAAGCUUCUCAAUUCGCCAAGCACUGGAUACCAUUCUGCCGAAGAUUCAAGGUGGAGCCCAGGUCGCCAGCGGCUUAUUUCCGAUCGCCGUCAAGCGAUCAACUUAGCGCCAACGGUAAAAAUGAAGAAUUGUCCGCUAUCAAGAAACUAUAUGAAGACAUGAAGAAUAGGAUCGAAACUGCCCACAAACUCGGCCGGAUCUCCGAGGAUAUCCGCUCAAAACAUAAGGAGUUCUCUCAGUGGGAUUCCUAUAUUUCUCGACACGAUCACGACACGUUUCUUGAGAUACUAAUCGAUAGGACGACCCGGAAGGCCAUGGAUGCCAAAGGCAAUCCGCUGCCCACACUGGUUUACAUGGCUCGCGAAAAGAGGCCGCAAUAUUUUCAUAACUUCAAAGCCGGAGCCAUGAAUGCGCUGAUAAGGGUAUCAUCGGCUAACAGCAACGGGAGGAUCAUUCUCAAUGUGGACUGCGACAUGUACUCGAACAACUCGGAGUCAAUAAGAGACGCGCUUUGCUUUUUCAUGGAUGAAGAAAGAGGGGAUGAGAUUGCCUACGUGCAGUUCCCGCAAAACUUCGAGAAUGUCACCAAGAACGAACAGUAUAGCAGUUCAUCAAGAGUGAUUUUUGAGGUGAAAUUUCAUGGCUCGGAUGGUCAAGGAGGUGUGCUCUAUGAUGGGAGCGGCUGCUUUCACAGGCGAGACACUCUUUGCGGGAAGAAGAUCAGCAGAAAAGUCAUAACUAGAUGGAGUGAAAAUAGUGGAAUCGACCAAAAUGGAGGCAUUUAUAAACCAGAAGAGCUCAAGAAACUUGCAAGCUGCAGUUAUGAGGAGAACACUGAAUGGGGAAGAGAGAUGGGCUUAAAGUACGGUUGUCUGUCGGACGACGUGAUCACGGGGCUGUCAAUCCAGUACCGAGGAUGGAGAUCCGUCUACUUCAACCCCAGGAGGAACGCUUUCCUAGGCGUCGUGCCAACCACGCUGCUCCAGUCGCUCGUGCAGCACAAGAGAUGGUCGGUGGGCGAGUUCCAGAUCUUGCUGUCCCGAUACAGCCCGGCAUGGCACGGGCUCGGGAAGAUCAGCCCUGGCCUCAUAAUGUGCUAUCUCCCCUAUUGCCUCAAGGCUCCUAAUUGCUUGCCGACUCUCUAUUACACUAUCAUCCCCUCACUUUGCCUAGUGAAAGGCAUUUCGUUGUUUCCAGAGGUCACAAGCCCAUGGUUCAUUCCAUUUGGAUUCGUGAUUUUUUGCAAAUACGCUUAUAGUUUGGCAGAGUACCUCUGGUCUGGCGGCACGGUCCUCGGUUGGUGGAACGACCAGAGAAUGUGGCUCUACAAGAGGACUAGCUCUUACCUCUUCGCCGCCAUCGACAUAGUGGCAAAACUGCUGGGGUGCUCCGAGCCAGCGUUCGUGAUCACUUCGAAGGUGGCCAAAGAAGGAGUCGCCCAGCGGUACGAGAAGGAGAUGAUGGAGUUCGGGGCCACGUCCCCAAUGUUCACCAUAUUGACCACUCUCGCUCUGCUCAACCUGGUUUGCUUCCUCGGCGCGGCACUGAAGGGGUUCGCAUCUGGGGGUGCCGGGUUCUUCGGAUCGAUGUCGCUGCAAGCAAUUUUGUGUGCAGUUCUGAUUCUUAUCAAUCUGCCAAUCUAUCAUGGCAUUCUAAGGAAGGAUGAGGGCAAGAUGCCAAUUUCUACAACAAUGAAUUCUCAUGCACCUGGUUAUAUGUUGACUGUGGUUCUGGGGCUAUUUCUAUCCCUACAUGCGGUAUCUGGAAUUAGAUUUAUGAUUGAUAGGGAAGAAUGCUUUGCCCAUGAUGUUCAGUAUGAAGGGGACACUGUUCAUGUAUCUUUCGUGGUGAUCAAAUCUGAUUCAGCUUGGCAUUACAGUCAAGAUGGUGUUGAUCUUGUGGUGAAAGGACCUUCUGGUAAUCAGAUUCAAGAUUUUCAUGACAAGAUCAGUGAGAAAUUUGAGUUUAUGGCUCACCAUAAGGGUGUUCAUCGGUUCUGCUUUACUAACAAGUCUCCUUAUCAUGAAACCAUCGACUUUGAUGUACAUGUUGGCCAUUUUGCAUACUACGAUCAGCAUGCAAAGGACGAGCAUAUCAACCCCUUGUUGGAACAGAUAGGGAAGUUGGAGGAGGCUCUCUACAACAUUCAGUUUGAGCAGCAUUGGCUGGAGGCUCAGACUGAGCGUCAAGCAAUUGUGACCGACGCAAUGAGCAGAAGGGCAGUCCAUAAGGCUUUCUUCGAGUCAGCAGCACUUAUCGGGGCAAGCGUUCUCCAAGUUUACCUUCUCCGCCGCCUUUUUGAGAGGAAGCUCGGUAUCUCUCGAGUUUAACAUUGAUACUGUCCGAUGACGCUUAAUUAAUUAGAGAUUUUGGUUACCAACACCAGUCUUCAAUUCUUUCUUUUAAAUAUCCAUGGAGACAUGUAUAGACAGGGAAACUGUUUACUUUGGGAAACGUGAUAUGGUAGAUGACUUGGAGGUGAAAAACAGAAUGCGUCAGGCCACGAAGAAAAAUUGGGAAA
Molecule: messenger RNA, 3023 nt
Organism: Syzygium oleosum
Lineage: Eukaryota; Viridiplantae; Streptophyta; Magnoliopsida; Myrtales; Myrtaceae
Product: transmembrane emp24 domain-containing protein p24beta2-like
Exons: 12
Coding region: 46-2832 (928 amino acids)
Biological process (GO): Golgi organization; cellulose biosynthetic process; plant-type primary cell wall biogenesis
Cellular component (GO): Golgi apparatus; plasma membrane; COPII-coated ER to Golgi transport vesicle
Molecular function (GO): mannan synthase activity; cellulose synthase (UDP-forming) activity
Source: RefSeq, a predicted model, not a curated record